AGUUCAUGGUUCAUGCUGUUUCGAAUCUCAAAAAGAAGAUGUCGAGUUCUACGCUUUCUGAAUCUGAUACCUCUACGGGGGCUAGUUUUGAUUCUCUAUUGACAUGGUUAAACACAUUUGACCUGGGAGACCAAAAGUGCACGGAAGCAGAGGAUCUAUGUUCUGGGCGUGUCCUUCAGUCAUGCCUGGCCUCUAUGUGCCCGGAGGUGGCAGGUGAUGAUAAGGACCCAUGGACAGAGAUCAUAACAAAACUUGAACAUUAUUGUGGGUGUUCUCUGGAGAAAUCGGUGUGUCUUCAAAAGGUGAAGGAUGGAAACUUGGAGGAAAUGGCAAAGGUGGUUGUGCUUCUCAUCUGCUACUUUGUUGAGGAUGAGUCUAUCAACCAGAACGUCAUUGAGCAGAUCAUGCAGCUACCCCUUGGUGUGCAGCAAGAUCUGAUGUCACUCAUUGAGUUAGGACUGGGUAAAGUCAACAGCGAAACUCUCUCCUCUGGCAACUUUCACUCCGGUGUGAACUGUGGCACUGAGGCAUCGUCUCUCCAAACAGACGACCUCACCCCUGUUAGAUCAUCUAGACAUCGCAGUUCUAGUAUGUUCCAUCAAGGGUUGGAUUCUCCAGCAGGUCGACGAUGGUUGUCCUCCCCCGCUCUCUCUGCUCACAAGAGGAGGGUGCCUAGGACUCCACUCAUUGCCAGCAUUGUCACCACCUCUCUGAGGACUGACCCUAUGACUGAUAGCAGUGCUGAGGACCUGCUGAUCCUCCGACAUCAAUUGUCUGUCCUGGAGAAGAAAUUUGAGAGCGAGAAGCAGCUCUCCGUUGACCUGAACACUGAGCUCCAGUCCACGAACCAAACCUGCAGCAGUCUACAGGAAACAAAUAAAAAGCUGACCGUCAAGCUGACCUCUGUUGAAUCGCAACACAAAGAUGUGCUAGAUGAGCUUCUGUACAAGGAGAGAAAACUUGAAGAGACUCAGGCCAUUCUGACCAAAAACAGGCUGGAGAUAGAUGCGCUAUCUGGCCUCAAGGAGACUGUUAGAAGUCUCGAGGCAAAAGUGGACGCUUCUGAGGUGGUCAAACGUGAACUUCAACAUCAGACAAAAAAGCUGCAUGACUGUGACCUGGUCUUGGUGGAGAGAGAGGCGGAGUUGCGACGACUCAAGCUAGCCCAUGAGAACACCCUUGCAGAGCUACACGAUGCCGUCACCAAGAAAGAGAGCUCUCUGAUGGAGGCGUCCAGAGAAUAUGAGGAGCUUUGGGGGCAGUUCAAACAACUGGAGCGAGACAAGUCACAAGUUGAAUCCCUUCUACUCCAAAAAUCAUGUGAAGUGGAGGCCUCCAUCAGAGAGUAUGAUCAGUACAAGAUGGAAGCGAAUGAACGAGUGGUGAUUUUAGAGGAGACGAAAGUUAACCUCAAGACGAAACUUGAAGCCGCUCAUGAAGUCAACACCGUAUGGAAGCAGCAAAUUGAGACACUGGAGAAAUCAAAUACUGAUCUUCAUACCAAGCUGGAUGUUGCUCAAAGGGAUCACGAGUUGUACAAGGCUGACGUGGACCAACAAGUACAAACCCUGGAGAAAUCGAAUGCUGAUCUUCAAACCAAGCUGGAUGUUGCUCAAAGGGAUCACGAGUUAUACAAGGCUGACGUGGACCAGCAAGUUCAAAGCCUAGAGAAAUUGAAUGUUGACAUUCAAGCCGAAAUCAAAGACCUUUCCAAAGAAAACGAGUGCUACCAGCAACAGAUGGACGAACAACUGAAAGCAGCUAAUUCUGAGCUUGAAAACAAACUGGCUGCAACCCUUCGAGAUCAUGACUUAUACAAAGAGCAGGCGCGUGAAAAAUAUCAAGUGUACAAGCAAGAAUUGGAUGAGCAACUACAAGCGUUGAAGAAAGUCAAUGUCAAUCUACAAGCUAACUUGGACCAAACCUGUCAUGAUCGUGAAAUGUACAAACAACAGGUUAUUAUUCAAAUAGAUACUCUGCAGAAAGCCAAUACUGACCUCCAAGCCAAUUUGAAAGCGGCUCAUGAAGAGAUCGAGUUAAUCCAGUCGCAAAUGGAGAUGGUAGAGAAAUCAACUGUUGCCCUUAAAACUGCACUGGACACAGCUCAAAGAGAACACGAGUUGUACAAAACUGAAGCAAAUGAACAAAUCCAAGCGCUUGAGAAGGCCAACGGUGACCUUGAAGCUAAGAUGGCUACAAUGUGCGAAGAACAUGAUACCUACAAGUUGAAGAUGGACGAGACACAACAGGCCUUAGUUAAUCUCCAAGAACAAUUGAACUCAUCCUGCCAAGUUCAUGAAUUGUACAAACAGCAAGCUACUAGCCAAAUAAACACUCUCAAGACAACUAACUCCCAACUUGAAGCCGAUAUGAAAGCAAUAGUCAAAGAAAAAGCAACCGUAGAUGAUGCUAAUGCUGAGCUUCAGACUAAACUGGAUACGUCAUGUGAGGAGUACAAGGCAUCCAGACUUGAGGUGCAAGCUCUAGACACCACCAAUACCACCCUCCAGUCAAGAGUUGACAAGGCCUGUGAAGAACACGAGUCCUACAAAAAAGAGAUGACCGACAAAUUGCUGACCUCAGAGGAACAACAUGCUAAACUCCAACACGUAUUGAAUACAACUCGUCAAGAACAUGCUCUGUUCAAGCAGGAAGUUACUAGCCAGGUGGAGUCUCUGCAGAAAGCUAACACACGCUUAGACGCUGACCUAGUGGCAUCCCGUCAAGAACACGAAUUUUACAAGACUGAGAUUAUCAACAGAUUAAAUACUGUGGAAAAAGCAAAUCUUGAUCUUGGAGUUGAACUCGAUGCAAAAUCUGAAGAGUGUGAACAAUACAAGACCAAUGUACUGGCUCUGCAAGCAAACAAUUGUGAUAUUCAAACUAAAUUUGAUAAAGUACACAAACAUCAUGAAAGCUCUCAGCAGGAGGUACAAAAUCUGAAAGAAAGUGUUUCUGAGCUGAAGUCUAGAUUGGAGACAGCCUGUGAAGAUGAAAUUGAAGCAAAUGCCAGAGUACAGAUAUUGAAGGGAGCCAAUUCACAACUCCAGAAUGAGCUGAUGUUUGUGCAAAGAGAGUUAAAGGAGCAGCACAAAUCAGAACUCCCAGCUACAUCAUCUCACAAUAAUACUAGGAGUGGGGGAAACGAGAAGAGAUUGGAUGAACUCCAGCGACGGAACCUGAUAACCCAUCCCCACCUCAGAUCUUCUUAUCCUAUUGAGAUGCAAGUGAGACCAGAGUCCCCGAGUGUAUCUAACGACAUCAUUAAAAACGGAAGCAGAAACACAGCUCAGAGUUCUACCCUUCAAGGAUCUACUUCUUUUGUCGUGUCUUUCGAUGAGUCAUCUACCUCAAGAAAGCGAAGUCGUGAUCUUGACACGUCUGUCUCCAUCCCUCCCUCCUCACUCCCCCGCAUCAGUGCACUACCCUCCCCUGAGUCGGCUACUUUCUCUACCACUACCGAGUCCACAUCUUUUAGCACCUUCUCACAAACGUCUACCCGUACAACAGAGUCAACAUUUGUCAAGACAAAAUCGAUGAGGCCCACUCUAGCAGAACUAAAAAAGAAUACUCAAGGGACCGUAAGUAUGAAACUGCGUAGUUACCUGGACGAUCCUAGCUCUCGACCCUCUGUCUCUGGUACUAGUUUCGAUGUCCCCUUAUCCCCUCCAAAGCGUGCAAUGCCCAAGAGAUUGCAGACUCGAGUUACCAAAAGCAAAACAAUCCCUCCAGUAGAACGAAGGCAGACUAUUGUGAAGCCAAAACAAUCAAAAAGCAAGAAAUGAACUAUUGGGACAUUGUUACAUAAUUAUUACACAAUAGACUUUAUUACAUGUAUACAAGUAUGUGUUGUUUUUUUCAAUACACAUGAAGUUGAACAUGUCAAA
This is a messenger RNA of Halichondria panicea, 3887 nucleotides long. RefSeq lists its product as uncharacterized. NCBI's taxonomy places the organism in Eukaryota, Metazoa, Porifera, Demospongiae, Suberitida, Halichondriidae. The transcript is spliced from 10 exons. Bases 6 to 3785 code for a protein of 1259 amino acids. The record is from RefSeq and is a predicted model, not a curated record.